Messenger RNA from Phaedon cochleariae (mustard beetle), 4026 nucleotides. The record is from the annotation of a GenBank genome assembly. Lineage: Eukaryota; Metazoa; Arthropoda; Insecta; Coleoptera; Chrysomelidae.
AAGAUGGCUGCCAUCUCGAUGUGAGGAAACGUCAUUUCCCUGAAGAAACUGUAAUUUUUUAUACAAAUGUAUCGUUUCUAGUUUUAAUAAGUUGUAAAUUGAUUUAUCAAAGUGCUGUGAAUGAUAUAAUUUAGUAAAACAUGUCGGGAGAACGUGAGAUUCCGGCAGAGGACAGUAUUAGAGUAGUUUGUAGGUUUCGACCCUUGAAUGAUUCAGAAGAAAAGGCUGGGUCCAAAUUCGUCGUGAAAUUUCCUCAAGGGGGAGACGAAAAUUGCAUUUCAAUCGCAGGCAAAGUCUACCUAUUCGAUAAAGUCUUCAAACCGAACGCGACACAAGAAAAGGUCUACAAUGAAGCAGCUAAAAGUAUCGUCACAGAUGUCCUGUCCGGAUUUAACGGUACCAUUUUCGCAUACGGACAAACAUCUUCCGGUAAAACACACACAAUGGAAGGUGUCCUAGGUGAUCCUCAAAAACAGGGUAUAAUACCCCGAAUAGUAAACGAUAUAUUCAAUCACAUCUACGCUAUGGAAGAAAAUCUGGAAUUCCACAUCAAAGUAUCGUAUUUCGAAAUCUACAUGGACAAAAUUAGGGACUUGUUAGAUGUAUCCAAAGUAAAUUUAAGCGUUCACGAAGACAAAAACAGGGUACCGUAUGUGAAGGGAGCCACGGAAAGAUUCGUUUCCAGUCCAGAAGAGGUAUUCGAGGCGAUAGAAGAAGGAAAAUCGAAUAGGCAUAUAGCAGUUACGAAUAUGAACGAACACUCGUCUAGGUCGCAUUCCGUAUUCCUCAUUAACGUGAAACAGGAGAAUUUGGAAAACCAGAAGAAACUCUCUGGCAAAUUGUACCUAGUAGAUUUGGCGGGUUCGGAGAAAGUUUCUAAAACAGGAGCCGAAGGCACAGUGUUGGACGAGGCGAAAAACAUCAACAAAUCACUGUCGGCUUUAGGAAACGUCAUCAGCGCCUUAGCUGACGGCAACAAAACGCAUAUUCCCUACAGAGAUUCCAAGCUGACGCGUAUUCUACAAGAAUCUCUUGGUGGUAAUGCCAGAACGACGAUCGUCAUUUGUUGUUCGCCCGCUAGCUUCAACGAGUCGGAAACAAAGUCCACAUUGGAUUUCGGCAAAAGAGCCAAGACUGUCAAGAACGUGGUCUGCGUGAACGAGGAGCUCACCGCCGAAGAAUGGAAGCGGCGCUACGAGCGGGAAAAAGAGAAAGUGGCCCGACUGAAGGGCAAAGUGGAAAAGCUCGAGACGGAAUUGAACAGAUGGCGGAACGGCGAGACCGUUUCCAGCGACGAACAGAUCAACCUCAACGAUCUUUCUGACGCCGCGACGCCCGUCAACGCGAUGGAGGAGAGCGUCGUCGUCGAGAAGCCGUCGGGUCCUUUGCCUGCGACGCCUGCUCUGAUGAUCGGUUCGACGCUGGGCAUCGAGGAACGCAACAAAUUGGAAUUGGAAAGGGAGAGGCUGUACCAGCAGCUGGACGAGAAGGAUGAAGAGAUCAACCAGCAGAGCCAGUUCGUGGAGAAGCUGAAGGAGCAAAUGAUGGACCAGGAGGAGCUGAUCGCCGGUACUCGCAGAGACUACGAAGCUCUCCAAGCCGAGAUGAACAGGAUCCAGCAGGAGAACGAAAGCGCCAAGGAAGAGGUAAAAGAAGUUCUGCAGGCUCUCGAAGAGCUCGCCGUCAACUACGACCAAAAGAGCCAAGAAGUCGACGCCAAAAACAAGGAAAUGGAGUCCAUCUCCGAGGAACUCCUCCAGAAACAGGCCAACCUCAACACCACCACCACCGAACUCCAACAACUCCGAGACACCAGUACGCACCACAAGAAGCGCAUCGCCGACAUGUUGGCCGCAUUGCUCAAGGAGUUGGGGGAGAUCGGGUCUACUUUGGGUGGUGGUGGGGGGGAGGACGUGAAGCUGCCCAACGAUUCGGCUGCAAAGCUGGAGGAGGAGUUCACGGUGGCCAGGCUGUACAUAACGCGGAUGCGGAACGAGGUGGGCAAUCUGACGCAGCGGUUGCAGGAUAUCGAGAACAAGGAGCAGGACAGUAACAAGAAGGUGACCAAGUACGAAAAAGAGUUGGCGGAAUGCCGGUUGCUGAUAUCGCAGCACGAGGCGAGGAUGAAAAGCUUGCAGGAGUCGAUGAAGGAGGCGGAGAACAAGAAGCGCAUGUUGGAGGAGAGCAUCGACUCUUUGAGGGAGGAGUGUGCCAAGCUGAAGGCGGCCGAACAAGUGCAAAGCGUGAGCGAGAGCGAGAAAAAGGAGGCGAGCGAGUUGCUCAAAGCUCUCGAACAGCAAAUGGACCAGCUGCGCGUGGCGCAUCAGAAGCAGGUGGCCGCUUUGAGGGACGAGAUCGAUGAGAAGCAGACCCUCAUCAACGACAUCAAAGACUCCAAUCAGAAGCUCAGCUUGGCGCAGCAACAGCUGCAAUCCGACUACGACAAGAUCAAGUGCGAGGAGACGGAAAAGUCGCACAAGCUGCAGGAACUCAUUGCCACCAACGAGAGGCGGGAACAGGCCAGGAAGGACCUUAAAGGUUUGGAGGACACUGUCGCUAAGGAAUUGCAGACUCUGCACAACUUGAGGAAGCUGUUUGUGCAAGACUUACAGGCGCGCAUGAAAAAGAACAUGUCGACCGAGGAGAACGAGGAAGAUGGCGGCUCGUUGGCGCAGAAGCAGAAGAUCUCCUUCCUCGAGAACAACCUGGACCAGCUGACCAAGGUGCACAAGCAGCUGGUGCGCGACAACGCCGAUCUGCGGUGCGAGCUGCCCAAGCUGGAAAAGCGGCUGCGUGCCACCAUGGAGCGCGUCAAAGCGCUGGAGACGGCCCUGAAGGAGGCCAAGGAGGGGGCGAUGAGAGACCGCAAAAGGUACCAAUACGAAGUGGACAGGAUCAAGGAGGCCGUUAGACAGAAGAAUCUGGCGCGUCGCGGGCCGACUGCGACCAUUGCGAAGCCGAUCCGGGCCGGCCAGCAUCACACGAUCAACGUGGCGGGCAAUCCGGUCAUCAGGACGGGCAGGCCGAACGAGGAUGCGCAGAAGCGUCGGUCGAUCAUUGUCGGAGACAAAGAUUGAGCUGUCAUCCGUCGUUGUACCAGGUGCUUAAGAAAAAAAAAUGUAGUGAGCAACUUUGAAAACCGUAAUACCAAAAAUAUUGCCGAUACAUCUAUCUUGAGACGGUGGGAGGGGAACACGAAAGUCUCUCACGCGAAUCUCCUUUCGUGUGGCCCCCCCAUCCGUACGUCUAUGUGCUUACAGCUUAAUUAUUUAUAUAGAAUAAGAUGCACUCGAGCGAAAGAGAAAGAGAGUUGAAAACGAGUUCAUUUUCGAAAGUGAUAGAGAUCGAGAGCGAGUUUGUUUGUUUUAUGUGAUAUUCGUUCCACUUUUGCCUGUAUAUCGACAACUAUUCACUCGAAGGUUCGCUUGUAUUUUUCGUUAUUCACACCGAUUCUCCUAUUUUGUGGCGAAAAAUCUGCUGAAGAUAUCGCGAAGUAAAGUAACAAAAAUGAUAUCGCAAAAACAUGAUCGCCUCCAGUGAACCGAACAUUUUCUUUUGUACUUACGUAUUUUCGUAUGAAAAACACGGAUUUCACAAUGACAAUGUGAACAAACGGCUAUCUAUUGAGAUAUUUCACGAGGAAAUGCGAAAUUUCACAAUGUUUUGCCCACCAUCUUGGAUAUCCAUUUACAACUUGUGUCCUUCUUUUGCCAGCAUUGGACACUUUAUACACUCACGUUGUACUUCAAUAACACAUUUCAUUUACUGAUAUCAACAUAGAAGUAUGGUUUAUUAGGAUUUCUGUCUCUUUUCAGUAACAAUUUCUCCAGAUCAGGUAAUUAAUUUUCUUCAAGAAUAAAUACUUGGUUAUGUAUGUCACAAUGGCCUGAAGCCGUGUCAUCACAAAACCGUUGCUGAUCCGGGAUGGUUACCGGCGUAGAGAUCACGUUUGACUUCACGUAUGGCCCCCUUAUCCGAUGAAUCCGUCAUCAUCCGGCCUCUAUACGGGCGUAGAGAUAAAAGAGC